Messenger RNA from Coregonus clupeaformis (lake whitefish), 1663 nucleotides. Its product is annotated as tripartite motif-containing 13-like. Gene Ontology annotation, molecular function: zinc ion binding. The record is from RefSeq and is a predicted model, not a curated record. Lineage: Eukaryota; Metazoa; Chordata; Actinopteri; Salmoniformes; Salmonidae. Gene Ontology annotation, biological process: innate immune response; positive regulation of canonical NF-kappaB signal transduction; positive regulation of macroautophagy.
GGUAUAUUGGCCAUAUACCACACCCCCUCGUGCAUUAUUUCUUAAAUAUAUAGAUAGAUUAUCAUUACAACUUCAUAGUGAUGUAUAAAAGUGGGGUGAUAGAGACAGUGAUCAAAAGCAGGGUGACUAAGAACCUAGUGGUUGUGACAGUCUUUCAUGCUGUAAUGUUUUGCAUAGCAACAGCCCCCCUCCCCACUCCAAUUUGCAGGGAUCCUCUGCAUUUUUCCUACUGAAAAAUAAAACGCAUCUUGUUUGUGAAACGUUAAAAAAUGUGUGCGUGAAACCAUUGUCCAUUAAUAUCACUGAGAUGGUUUCAUUUUCUGCGCGCCCCUUAUAUCGGGCGCGUUCUAUAGUGCGCGCUAUUUGGAGCUGGAAGGUUCGCUACAGUGUAGCACUGUGGCCAUGAAAUGGUUAAUAUUUUCUCCCGGAAAAGGGCGAAGUCUGCACAGCAACAAGCACUAUGAUUGCGUUGCACUGUGCGUCUCAGCAGCUGAACACCAUGGAGCUUCUAGAGGAGGACCUCACCUGCCCAAUUUGCUGCUGUCUCUUUGAGGACCCCCGAGUUCUGCCAUGCUCGCACAGCUUCUGCAAGAAGUGCUUGGAGGGGAUUCUGGAGGGGAACAACCGAGGACCCGUUUGGAGACCCCCAUUCAAAUGCCCCAGUUGCCGCAAGGAGACCCCUCAAAAUGGCAUAAACACCCUCCAGAUCAACUACUCGUUACGCGGAAUCGUGGAGAAAUACAACAAGAUCAGAGUUUUACCCAGGAUGGCCCUGUGCAAACAUCACAGUGGUCAACCGCUUAAUAUAUUUUGUGCCACAGACUUGAAACUUAUUUGUGGAUUUUGCGCAACAACUGGCGACCAUAAAGGACAUCAAUUCUGUGCCCUGGAAGACGCAUAUGAGCAGGAGAAAGCUGCAUUUGAGGAGCUGUUCCAGGGAGUCCAGAGCUGGCGCAGAGCAGAUACCCUAACCUGCCUGGAGACACUGGAAGCCAGUAAGAAAAAGGCACUCCAGCUGGUUUCCAGGGAUGCAGAGAAAGUAACAGACUAUUUCGUCAAACUGAUCAGCACCCUGGACCACAAAAAGAACGAGAUCCUCUCUGAUUUCGAGACGCUGAAGUUGGUGGUAAUGCAAGCCUACGACCCCGAGAUCAACAAACUAAGCGCUGCAUUGGAGGAGCAGAGGCGCGCGCUCAGCAUCGCUGAGUCCUUCAGGAAUGUGACCGACCCCCUCUGCUUCCUCCAGCAGAUGCAGGAGUUCAGGGAGAGGUUGCGCGUUGUCUGGGAAACGCCGCUCCCCUCCCAGAGAGACAUGGACGUCGGUCCCCUGGUCCGGAACUUCGACGUCAAAAACUGGGACUCAGUGAAGCUCAAAGAUGUGGACAAGCUCUCGGUCCCGCACGAGAGUAGCGCGUAUAGCUCAACGACCCGGCGUGUCGGCGGCAGAACACUGGGGAGAGUCAUCAUGAUUGUUGUGUGCCUGUUACUAUGCGUCCUGGUGCUUCUGCAGCCGGACAGCCUGACCGCGGUGUCAGCCCAAGUCUCCUUGCUCUGCCAUGCCUACCUGCCCGUGCUGGCUGGCUGGCUGGAGCUGGCUACCGGUGCGUGGCAGUGCUGGAGAGAAGUAGUGGAUGCCUGCGUUGCCUGGUGGGUUCGUGGCUGA